Messenger RNA from Clupea harengus (Atlantic herring), 1119 nucleotides. RefSeq names its product zinc finger protein 239-like. Bases 1 to 1119 code for a protein of 372 amino acids. NCBI's taxonomy places the organism in Eukaryota, Metazoa, Chordata, Actinopteri, Clupeiformes, Clupeidae. The transcript has 4 exons. The record is from RefSeq and is a predicted model, not a curated record.
AUGUGGUAUGUGAACUGCGCUUGUGACAGUGAGGAACAGAACCUGGGGGCAUUUCAGUACAGAGGGGGGAUUGUGUAUCGCUGCUGUAAGCCCAUCGCCCCUGGAGAGGAGCUGCUUGUUUGGUAUGUAGAGGACUACGCCACAGACCUAGGCAGCAGCUUCAACUAUCUGUGGGACAUCAAGAGAGGCGCCAAAGAGGUAACUGUGUCUCGGGUGUUCUCAUGCUCCCUGUGUCCAUUUUCCUUCACGACUGAAAUCUACCUCCACAAGCACAUGAAGAGGAGCCACACGGAUGAGCACAUGCGUCUGCUUAUGUCUGGAGAGGUCAGAACAGAGACUCUGUGUGGCAAGUGUUUCACUGAAGGUGGAAAUCUGAAAAAACACCAGCGCAUUCACACAGGAGAGAGGCCGUACCACUGCACUCAGUGUGGCAAGAGUUUCACCCAAGAGGCACAUCUCAAACUACACCAGCGCAUUCACACUGGAGAGAGGCCGUACCAUUGCACUCAGUGUGGCCAGAGUUUUACUCAAGAGGAUUUUCUCAAACGACACCAGCGUAUUCACACAGGAGAGAGGCCGUACCACUGCGCUCAGUGUGGCAAGAGUUUCACUCUAGAGCAUCAUCUCAAACUACAUCAGCGCAUUCAUACUGGAGAGAGGCCGUACCGUUGCAUUCAGUGUGGCAAGGCUUUUACUCUAGAGCAUCAUCUCAAACGACACCAGACCAUUCACACAGGGGAGAGGCCAUACCACUGUACUCAGUGUGGCAAGAGUUUCACUGAAAGGGGAGAUCUCAAAAAGCACCAGCGCAUUCACACAGGGGAGAGGCCAUACCACUGUACUCAGUGUGGCAAGAGUUUCACUGAAAGGGGAGAUCUCAAAAAGCACCAGCGCAUUCACACAGGAGAAAGGCCGUACCAAUGCACUCAGUGUGGUAAGAGUUUUACUCACGAGCAUCAUCUCAAACGACACCAGCUCAUUCACACAGGAGAGAGGCCGUAUCACUGCACUCAGUGUGGCAAAAGUUUCACUCUAGAGCAUCAUCUGAAGCUUCACCAGCGCCUCCACACAAAAGAUGCUGUACCACUGCACUCAGUGUGGCCAGAAGUUCACUCAUGA